UUAAUCUUUUGUAUUUGUGUCUGUAAGACGAGAGUCUUUACAUUUUGUUUUGAAACAUCUACUUGGCCUUUAUUUAAGCAACGCAGAAAAUGGGUGCCAUGGCUGUUAUAGAAAGUUUGAUGGAGGCAGCAACUAUUCGCCGCCCAAAGAAACUUAAGCAAUUUCAGACGGUUGAGUUGAGAGUCCGUAUGGACUGCGAGGGGUGCGAAAGAAAAGUGAGGAAGUCACUAGAAAAUAUGAAAGGCCUGAGAUCGUUGGAAGUGGAUAGAAAGCAAUUAAAAGUGACAGUGACGGGGUACGUGGAGGCGAACAAGGUGUUGAAGAGGGUGAGGAGGAGGACGGGGAAAAAAGCAGAGAUGUGGCCAUACAAGCCCUACAAUCUGGUUUACUAUCCAUAUGCUGCUCAAGUGUACGAUAAAAAGGCUCCUGCCGGUUAUGUAAGAAACGUGGACCCCACCUUCCCCAAUCCGGAGAGAACUGAUGAAAGAUACACCUCUGUCUUCAGCGACGACAAUCCAAACGCUUGUUCAAUUAUGUAGACUUUGAUGCUCUGCUUUCUUUUGUACAUAACAAGUAUUACUGCUCCAAUUCAAUUCAUUCAUUAUUUUCAGUCUGCUACUCUGUUCCUCUAUUAUAAGAGGCGAGUAAGUCUGCUACUCUGUUCCUCCUCUAUUAUAACAGGGGAGAAAACUGUUAGUGUAGGGAUGAUGUACAUACAGUGUGCAGUUAUAAAGAAAUAUAAUUUUUUGAAAAUAAGUAAGAUGGGUUUGUUUCUUGCGGAGGAGCUAAGCCCUAAGAAACAGACGAAUAGUGAGUAAAAAGGAGAGAAGAAAGUGGCAAGCGACUCUGGGAAGUUCAGUAAAGUCUGAUGUCCUUUGCUGCAGUAGAGUUUGCUAUUGUAUAUGCAAGAUGUAAAGUCAUGAAAAAUUGUAUAUUUCACACAAUGUUUUUGAAACAUAUCUGAACUCUGUAAUAGUGGAAAAAAAUAUGUCUUGUUAACAAUAGAUUAUGUUACACUUUGUAAUCAAAGAGUGAAAACACUUUCCUAGGAUUUGCUAUU
Messenger RNA from Cryptomeria japonica (Japanese cedar), 1060 nucleotides. Its product is annotated as heavy metal-associated isoprenylated plant protein 23. Gene Ontology annotation, molecular function: metal ion binding. The record is from RefSeq and is a predicted model, not a curated record. Lineage: Eukaryota; Viridiplantae; Streptophyta; Pinopsida; Cupressales; Cupressaceae. The transcript has 3 exons. The coding region runs from base 90 to 539 and encodes 149 amino acids.